This is a messenger RNA of Cercocebus atys (sooty mangabey), 2143 nucleotides long. It is a transcript of the gene RNH1, whose product is annotated as ribonuclease/angiogenin inhibitor 1. The record is from RefSeq and is a predicted model, not a curated record. Gene Ontology annotation, molecular function: protein binding. The coding region runs from base 593 to 1963 and encodes 456 amino acids. Lineage: Eukaryota; Metazoa; Chordata; Mammalia; Primates; Cercopithecidae. Gene Ontology annotation, biological process: positive regulation of inflammatory response. Gene Ontology annotation, cellular component: cytoplasm. The transcript has 10 exons.
GAUAAGGGACCGUUAGGGCCGCUGUUCAGACCCCUGCCUUGACCAAAGCAGGCUGCUGGCUGGUGGUGGCGAGUUCCUGAAUGUGCUUUAGCCCUGGCUGUGUCGGGAGCCAGGGCCUCCUCCAGUCACAGAGAAGGGCGUUUACACCCGCAUUUUCGUGGGGUUCUCAGUGGGAUCUGUGACCCACAGAGGUUCAGAAGGGCCUUCCUGGGAUACAGCAGGGUCUGGCCAAGCCUGAGGGGUGGGGACGGGGCCACUCCCACAGCCCUAGUUCCAGAUGGUCACAGGAGCGCUGGCCUCCCUGAGCCCCCACCAAGCUUUCCCAGGAGGAGGACACCCUGGGGCCACCUUUCAUCUGGCUACGGAGGACACAGGAGUGUCGGGCUGGAUGUGGGGAGCAUGUGCAGCCUGGGCAGCCGCCUGAGGCUCUCCUUCCACCCCCCUGCCGCCCACAGCACCUCCCGAUGACUGGAUUCUGGAGUCAGAGUUUGGGUGACCACACCCUGAAUCUCCGGCCUGUGAAACCGUGAGGGGAUUUGGCCAAGACGUUCUCUUCCUUCUGCCUCCCACCCAGCAACUCUUCACCUCCACCAUGAGCCUGGACAUCCAGUGUGAGCAGCUGAGUGACGCUAGGUGGGCCGAGCUCCUCCCCCUGCUCCAGCAGUGCCAAGUGGUCAGGCUGGACGACUGUGGCCUCACAGAGGCACGGUGCGGCGACAUCAGCUCGGCACUCCGAGUCAACCCUGCACUGACAGAACUCAGCCUGCGCAGCAAUGAGCUGGGUGAUGCCGGCGUGCACUGCGUGCUCCAGGGCCUGCAGAGCCCCUCCUGCAAGAUCCAGAAGCUGAGCCUCCAGAACUGCUACCUGACGGGGGCCGGCUGCGGGGUCCUGUCCGGCACACUACGCUCCCUGCCCACGCUGCAGGAGCUGCACCUCAGCGACAACCUCUUGGGGGAUGCGGGCCUGCAGCUGCUCUGCGAGGGACUCCUGGACCCCCAGUGCCGCCUGGAAAAGCUGCAGCUUGAGUAUUGCAACCUCUCGGCUGCCAGCUGCGAGCCCCUGGCCUCCGUGCUCAGGGCCAAGCCGGACUUCAAGGAGCUCACGGUUAGCAACAACGACAUCAAUGAGGCCGGCGUCCGUGUGCUGUGCCAGGGCCUGAAGGAUUCCCCCUGCCAGCUGGAGGCGCUCAGGCUGGAGAGCUGUGGUAUCACGUCAAACAACUGCCGGGACCUGUGCAGCAUCGUGGCCUCCAAGGCCUCGCUGCGGGAGCUGGCCCUGGGCAGCAACAAGCUGGGUGAUGUGGGCAUUGCAGAGCUGUGCCCAGGGCUGCUGCACCCCAGCUCCAGCCUCAGGACCCUGUGGAUCUGGGAGUGUGGCAUCACCGCCAAGGGCUGCGCGGAUCUGUGCCGUGUCCUCAGGACCAAGGAGAGCCUGAAGGAGCUCAGCCUGGCUGGCAACGAGCUGGGGGACGAGGGUGCCCGGCUGCUGUGUGAGACGCUGCUGGAGCCCGGCUGCCAGCUGGAGUCACUGUGGGUGAAGUCCUGCAGCUUCACAGCCGCCUGCUGCUCCCACUUCAGCUCGGUGCUGACCCAGAAUAAGUUUCUCCUGGAGCUGCAGAUGAGCAACAACAGGCUGGGGGACGCGGGCGUGCAGGAACUCUGCAAGGGCUUGGGCCAGCCCGGCUCCGUGCUGCGGGUGCUCUGGCUUGGCGACUGUGAUAUGAGUGACAGCAGCUGCAGCAGCCUUGCCGCGACCCUGUUGGCUAACCAUAGCCUGCGCGAGCUGGACCUCAGCAACAACUGCCUGGGGGACGCCGGCGUCCUGCAGCUGGUGGAGAGUGUCCGGCAGCCGGGCUGCCUCCUGGAGCAGCUGGUCCUGUACGACAUUUACUGGUCCGAGGCGAUGGAGGACCGGCUGCAGGCCCUGGAGGAGGAGAAGCCAUCCCUGAGGGUCAUCUCCUGAGGCGCUUCCUGCCGCUGCUCUCCCUGGACGACCGGCUUCGUGGCACCCCUGGGGCUGACCAGCCCCUGCCAUGUCCUCGCCCUGCAUAUCCUAGGUUUGAAGAGAAACGCUCAGAUCCGCUUAUUUUUGCCAGUAUAUUUUGGACACUUUAUAAACCAUUAAAGCACUUUCUUGGCAGGA